CAGCGACGCCCAGCCUCAGGGGCGAGGAACUCCCAUCUAUCCACCCUUGCGGGGAAUGUGCUGAUUACUGAUAAACAGGGGAGGUCCUGGCAACAAUCACCUGGACCAAAGCCGUCUGUCUUCUGGCGCCCAGGACGGCGGUCAGGACAGACGCACAGGAGCAGCAGGGGAGCGCGUCCCUGGGGAGCGUGGCAUGUGGACCAGCUGGUGGUUCUGGGCCCUGGCGGCCGUCUGCACUGCAGACCAGUUCCGGGACUCAGCGGUGAGGCUCAUGCAGGCCACGCCUGUCAUUGACGGGCACAAUGACCUGCCCUGGCAGCUGCUGAAACUGUUCAACAAUCAGCUUCAGGACCCGAGGGCCAACCUGACCAGCCUGGCCCACACGCACACCAACAUCCCCAAGCUGAAGGCUGGCUUUGUGGGUGCCCAGUUCUGGUCUGCGUACGUGCCCUGCGACACCCAGAACAAGGAUGCCGUGAAGAGGACGCUGGAGCAGAUCGACGUCAUCCAGCGCAUGUGCCAGCUGUACCCCGACACCUUCCGGUGUGUCACCGACAGCACAGGCAUCCGGCAGGCCUUCCGGGAGGGAAAGGUGGCCAGUCUGGUCGGCGUGGAGGGCGGCCACUCCAUCGACAGCAGCCUGGGCGUCCUGCGGGCGCUCUACCACCUGGGCAUGCGGUACCUGACUCUCACCCACUCCUGCAACACGCCCUGGGCCGACAACUGGCUGGUGGACACGGGAGAAGACAAGGCCCGCAGCCAAGGCCUGUCACUCUUUGGGCAGAGCGUCGUGAAGGAGAUGAACCGACUGGGCGUCAUCAUCGACUUGGCCCACACGUCCAUGGCCACCAUGAAGGCCGUGCUGCAGCUGUCCAAGGCCCCCGUGGUCUUCAGCCACUCCUCGGCCUACAGCGUGUGCCAGCACCGGCGCAACGUGCCUGACGACGUGCUCCAGCUGGUGAAGCGGACGGGCAGCCUAGUGAUGGUGAACUUCUACAAUGACUACGUUUCCUGCAGAGCGGAGGCCAACUUGUCCCAAGUGGCAGAUCACCUGGACCACAUCAAGAAGGUGGCGGGGGCCGGAGCCGUGGGCUUGGGUGGGGACUACGACGGUGUGUCCAGGCUCCCCUCGGGGCUUAAGGACGUGUCCAAGUAUCCAGACCUGGUGGCGGAGCUGCUGAGGAGACAGUGGACCGAGGCAGAGGUCAAGGGCGCCCUGGCCAACAACCUGCUGAGGGUCUUCGAGGCGGUGGAGCAGGCGAGCAGGCACACGCAGCCUCCUGGCGAGGAGCCCAUCCCCUUGGACCAACUGGAGGCCUCCUGCAGGACCAGCUACGGCUACUCAGGGGCCCCCAGCCUCCACCUCCAGCCGGGGGCCCUGCUGGCCUCCCUCGCGCUCCUCGUCCUCUGCCUGUGUCCCCUCUGACGCCCUGGCGGCUGGAACGGCAGCGACUCCCUGUGCGCUCAGACUGGCCUGUCCUGGGCAGGCACCUGCGCUCCCCUGGGCAGCGCAGAACACAGGCACAGCGGGACCCUCAAUAAAGUCGCCGAUCCUUCGA
Molecule: messenger RNA, 1559 nt
Organism: Balaenoptera ricei (Rice's whale)
Lineage: Eukaryota; Metazoa; Chordata; Mammalia; Artiodactyla; Balaenopteridae
Gene: DPEP1
Product: dipeptidase 1
Exons: 10
Coding region: 194-1426 (410 amino acids)
Biological process (GO): proteolysis
Molecular function (GO): metallodipeptidase activity
Source: RefSeq, a predicted model, not a curated record